Messenger RNA from Anolis carolinensis (green anole), 8299 nucleotides. RefSeq names its product nestin (gene nes). Gene Ontology annotation, molecular function: CCR5 chemokine receptor binding; intermediate filament binding. Gene Ontology annotation, biological process: positive regulation of intermediate filament depolymerization. The record is from RefSeq and is a predicted model, not a curated record. Lineage: Eukaryota; Metazoa; Chordata; Lepidosauria; Squamata; Anolidae. Bases 123 to 5084 code for a protein of 1653 amino acids. The transcript is spliced from 4 exons. Gene Ontology annotation, cellular component: intermediate filament.
AGGAGGAGAAGGCGGUGGCUCGAGUCUUCUCCAUUCACUUGCUGGCUGGAUAGCUGCUCCUCUGCUCUCGUCCUCCAAGCAGACCCAAGAGACAGCUUCUGCCCUUACUUCUGCUGGAGGUCAUGGAGAGCAUCCUGGGGUCUAGGUCCUUGGGCGAGGAGUCUGUCCAGAUGUGGGAGCUCAACAAGCGCCUGGAGGCCUACUUGUCCCGGGUGAAGUCCCUGGAGGAGGAGAAUGGCCUCCUGAAGUCGGAGAUCCAGAACCUGAGGUCCAGUCCCUUGGAGGUCUCCUGCUGGAGGGGCCACUACGAGGAAGAGGUGGCCUCCAUGAGGGCAGCCCUGGACCAAGCUUUCCGAGAGAAGCACGCGGCCGAACUGGCCCGCGAAGCCCUCCACGACCAGGUCCGGCAGGUGAAGGGCCAGUGCCAGAAAGAGCGAGCGGCCCGGGAAGAGGCCAAGAGGCUCUUGGUGGCCGGCAAGAAGCAGCUGGAGGAAGAGCGGAGGGCCGUGCUGUGGUUGCAGAAGAAGGCAACCCAGCUGGAGAAGGAGGCCCAAGGGCUCGUGGAAGUCCACCGCGAGGAGCUCGCCGGGCUGGAGCGGGAGGCAGGUGGCUUCUGCCGCAGCAUGGAGGAGGGCUUCCGCGUGGUGGCCCCACCGGGAUGCUUCCAGCCCCGGGAGGUGGAGGACUAUGCCCAGCAGCUCUCCGCUAUCUGGCAAGGAGCCGUGGAGACCUACAAGCGUGGUGUCUCCCAGGCGGAAGCUUCUCUUGUUCAGGCCAAGGAGGAGUUCCGGAGGGCCUCCCAGGGCAACCGAGAGAGCCAACUCCAGCUCCAGCAGCUGGAGGCCGAACUGACCGACUUGACCGGACGCAAAGAGGCCUUGGAGGAGAGCCUCUCCCACCAAGGGCAGCUUCUGCAAGGAGAGGCCGAGAAGCUCCAGCUGGCCGUGGAGUCUCUGGAGGAGGAGAAGCACUCACUGCAGGCUCAGAUCGCCCAAGUCCUGGAGGAGCGGCAACAGUUGAUGCACCUGAAGAUGUCCCUCAGCCUGGAAGUGGCGACCUACAGGACUCUUCUGGAGGCAGAGAGCACCAGGCUGCAGAUGCCAAUGACAAUGGAUUUCAAGUUGCCUGCUGGACUCAAAGAUCUGAGAGCAGACGCCAAUGGUGGCAAAGCCCAAGUGGGUCGCCUAGGUUCCCGAGACUCCCGCCCGAGCCCGGCUGCCUUUCCGAAGGCAAACACAAAGCCUUGGUCACCUCGGAACAUGAUGGAGACCUCCUUUGUAGCCAGCCCUGCCUCUCUGAUAUCCAAGAGCAGGAGCCCUGUCGCCAGGGAGUUCCAGAAAGCCAACACCGUCUUGCAGUCCCAAUCUACCAAAGCUUUCAACGUGGCACUGACCACUCAGGAGGAGACCCCAACCUGUGUGGAUUCACCUACUUUUAAGCUUGGUGCAUCUCAACAAAGCCAGGUCGUAACGGCGACGCGGAUCGAAAGUGUUUCUCAGUCCUUCUUCCAUGAAUCCUCUCCGGCCUUCGACUCCAUCAGUCCCAACAUUCCAUACGUCUUGGAAGAGCCGGGCGCCAAUGACAAAGAAGAAGGAAAAGGCAGAGAAGAAACUGCUUUCGAUGUGGAGAUGAAGGAGAAGGAAGGCAUCGUUGAGGAUGAGAAGCAGCCCAGUGAUGAACCACCAGGAAAGGCCUUCAGCCAGAACGCGAUGGUGACCGAAACAUCAGAAAUGGCAAUCAAAGAUGUGAACAGGGGAGAGCUUCUCCUUGAACCAAGCUUGCUCAGCACAACAGGGACACACAAUGGCUUUCCAUCCAUUGACAAAGAAAACAAUGCCGUUCUUGUUCCAGACAGGAAAGAAGUCGAUGCCACGGACAAGCUGCACAAAGACUGGGCGGGAGAUGGUCAACCGGCAGAUUGGCAGGAGGACGUUGAAGACUUUGAAGCCACUAUUGAGAUGAAUGGCAGUCAAGUGGUCCAUGCGGAGCAUCAGGAAGAGGAGAGGGAGAUGUCCCAGAAGGCAGGACCACUGGAGACUGGAUUGUUAGAGGAAGAAGGAAUUGGGGAACAAAGUGUGUCUGGCACUCCCAUUGCUGGAGAAAUUGAGAAGAAUGAUGAUGAGGAGCAUCUUCCCACCUUCCAGGCAGAUGAACCUGAAGAGGUUUCUGAAUGCACAGCACCAGCAAAUUUGGAGAAAGAGAUGCCUGCUAAGGAGGACACUGAACCUUUUCCCAGCCACGGUGAUGAUCCUAUAGGCGCAACUGGAGGGUCCUUAGAAGAGAUGGAAGGUGGGACAGAAGACCUCGAGGUGGUAAGUACUGAAGCCCUUCAUCUCUCGGAAGAUGAGGAGAGGAGGGAACUCUGGAGCCCGUCUAGGGAGAACGAAGAGUACGACCAGCAAGGAGAGAUGCUAGGAAAUGAGUUUCGGGAGGCGGAAGUAGAAAUUGCUGCUCGGAACUCUUCUCUCCUGAGUCGCAUGACUUUGCCUCCAGAAGGACAUCAAGAGGAGCAGGAAGCGCUUGAGGAACCUCUUUGCCAGACGGAUUCUGCCAUGCUGGAGGAAGGUACAAUCCUGACUGCAGAAGACUUUGGUGCCGAAGAGGAUGAGGAUUCUCCAAGGAAAGAUGGAAAUGCCUUGCCGAAGGUGAUGGACAGCAGGAAGGCUGAGGAAGAGGAGGUUGGUCAGGAAGGAGAGGACCUUUCCAGACACAGAGAUCUCUGUGAAGAAGAGAAUGACUUGGGAAACAAAGAUAGCACCGGAAAGGAGGUUUUCUCAGACAUGGGGGCCGUUGGCUUACAAGAUGAUGCCUUUGAGCCAGAGGUCACCUUGCAGCGUGAGGAGAACGUUUUGGAGCAAGAGAUCUUCACAGGAGAGCAAACAGAAGGAGUCGAGGAGGGGAAGACAGAGGAAGAGGAGGCUUCUCUUGAGGCUGGUGGUUGUAUCCUGGAAGGAGCUGAAUUGCAAAGAGGUGCAGAAGUAACAGAGGCCGAGAGCGAGGAGGCUGCAGGCACUUUGGAGAUGGAAGAAAUAACAGGUCACAUCAGUCCCCAUAACCUGGAGGAAUUGGGCAAAGACACAGAGGGCUCUGAAGCUGAGCAGGUGAAGUUUGAGGCACGAGGGGCUGAAGAUGAGCAGCACAUUGUCUUUGGGGAAGAAGAAGCCACCCAAGAUCAGGAGGCAACCAUUCUUGAGCCAAGUUCCAUUCCUGAUGCCACCUGGGAGGCAGAGGUUCCCUCAGAAGUACAGAAUGACUCUCUCCAUGGGUCCGAAUCCACAAGCCACAUGGACACAAGGGACUUUCAGCCACAGAGUGACUCUUUGGAGUCAGAGGAAUCCCUGGAAUCUUCUGAUACCUCCCCAAAUGCCACCCAUGAAGGAGACGGGAUCGAUAAGGAGCUGGAAAAUGGCCGGCAGAUUAUGCUGGAGGGAACGUUGCCCGACCAUACCCCAUUGCGUGCCUAUGAGGAGGAGAUGUUACCCAUCACUGGGGAAUCCCAGCCAUUUUCAGAGGGUAGAGUGACCACCGAGCCAUCCCCUGAGACCACAGAUGGCUCUGGGUUCUUGAAAGAGGAGACCCAGCAAGUAUUGGAGGAAGAGAGUCCAAGCAGCACCACGCCAGAAGGAAAUGACAAAGGACAGGAAAGGAUCAAGGACCAAGACAGCGGUGACAUGGAGCCAGAUGCUGAUGAGUCAGCUGCCAAAGAUUCAGAAGAAACCAAGGUGGAAACAGCAGAAGUUCUCCAACAGAACCAAUCCCCAUGUGCAACAACACUUGAGCUGUCUGGAACAGAAGAGGAUUUUGUUCAUGAUCCUGAACACUUAGAGGUGGAAUCUGAGAAACAGGCUGAGGAGAGAAGCCCCCAACAAGGAGGCAACGUGGAAAAAGAGCUCGUAGAGCAGACGCCAGAGGAAGACACCGGUGAAGAUUUUGCUUGGGAGCCCAAGAAGGAUAGUGUUUUCCAGGCAGAUCCCUUUGAUCCUGGUUGUUCUGAGGGAAUCAUCCCUGCGGAAGAUGACAGUUCAAUGGAAAUGAGUGACCAAGAGAAUACGGACACUCAAAGGCCCCAUAAAGAUUCUCCUCUGACCAGCGUGGCUGACUUGGGGGAGAUUGUGCUGGAAGAAGAACGACCAGGUGGCCAGGACAAGGAAACCGGAUCCAAAGAUCUGGAGUGUGCUGAGAUGGUGUCAAAUGUCCAUGAAUCCCACCAGAUCUUUGAGCGAGAGAGCUGUGGAAUGGAAGACCAUGCUCAAGAGGUCAUUCCAACGGGCGAGGCGGCUGUGAGCAUCUUGGCAGAUGACAUGAAAGACUCUGACAUCAUGGAGAUUGUGGAGCAAGCCCACAAUCUGAAAGACUUGGACAUCCUGGAGAUUGUGGAGCAAGCCCUGGAGUUCAACCAAGAGCGGAUCAAAGCUGAGCAGAGGGCUGAGGCUGGGCCACCAUUCACGGGAGGAGACACAUACUCCUUCUCUGAGGAAAAGAGCUUCAGUGCUUCUGUCAUGUCAUCAGCCCAGAUCGUGACAGAGCCAGAGAGCCCCUCCCUCAAAACCAAAAACCCAAUAGAAUCCACUCAUUUGUGGCCUGAAAGCAACAUAAAUGGUCUACAGGAAGAGCCCAACGUUGUGAAUUUCCCUGAGGAGACCCUCAAUGGCCUUCCCAACAGCACGGAGGGCAAUGUUAGCACUUCUGGAGAAGAACAGGGCAAGAAGGUCUCAAUCCCUGAAGAAUUCACUAGAGAGGAUACAGAGGAUGACCUUCUCAAGGUGGAGACAGUAAGCCACAAGCCACCAUCCAUUGAAGAGCUACAGAGAGCUGGAGAUGUUGGCUCUGAGAUCCACGAGAAAGCUUUUCUGGACCACCAAGGCCGGGAGGCCCUGGAUGCCCCCCAGAGCAUAUUUGCAGAGAUCCUACAGACUGCUCGAGGGAAGGAGCGGGAGCUGGAGGGGGAGAACCCCAUUGGCCCAAGCUUUGGAGGUGACCUUCUCCACCUGCAGCCCAGCCAAUGCCUGAAGUUCCGCCCAGAAGAAGAAGAAGAGCCCUGGUCUUCAGAAGGCAACGGAGAUGACACCCGGUCCAACCAUUAACUCUGGCUUGGGGCAAACAAAAAUCACCGCUGGUCAACAGGGACAUUUUUUUUCCAUCCCAAUUUCCUCCCAACUUUUUUUCCUAGCUUUCCUUCCAUUUGGGAAUUCAAAAGAGGCUAUCCAAAAGACAAUCAAAAGCUUUGAUUACGUAUGGAGUAUUUACUAGACAUGUCCAAAAAAUCGUUUUGAAUCGUAUAUCGGAAUUAUUUCGGAUUGUUCUCGCUUUUUGAUAUGCAUUCCGAGACAUUGUCUCACAGCGCAACCAGCAAUGUAAUUCGAACCAUUGUUGGCCCAUUCUCUAAUUGUCUCUUAAUGUUUCAUUAACCCCUCCCCCCCAAUUUUUUAAAAAUAUAUUUUAAAAAAUAUUUAAAAAAAUUUUUUUUGUUUCUGCAACCUACCUAAAAUGGGAGCUUAGCGCAGCCUAACAUGGCUGCCACUCCCAGGCCAAUCAGAAGCUUCCACAAUGGACGCAAAGGUGGGGGCUAGGGUUGAUGAGGAUAGCUCAAGAAAUGAGGGCGGGAGAGCCCUGUAAAAGUCCCCCACCCUGGUUCCUUAUUUUUUUGGCGAUUGCGCAUGCACGUCCGCCAUUUUAGAAACAUUUAGAAUCAUUACGAAUUUUUGGAAAUAUCUGAAAUUUUUGGGUGAAAAAAUCGGAAAUACUUUCUAUAUCGAAGUGCCAGCGCCCCUUACUUUAGAAACGAGAAUUGAAACAUUUUUUUCAUUGAUCGGACAUGCCUAGUAUUUACCCCUAUAACACUUUAUAUUCUAUGUUAGCCUGUAUGUUGAAAGGAACCUUGUAGGCUAUAGCAGGGCUUCCUCUGUGGGCUCCUGUCUUCUCUCUACACCGAGAUGCAUUACCUCUUUUGCUGGCUGUGUCCGUGGAGAGAUCUACAGGUUAGUGGCCUUCAGUUUGAACCCAUCCAGUGACAUUUUUACAUAGAUAUGCCCUUACCACUUGGAACUGCCAGAAAGUACCAUUAAAGUGUUCAGUUGAGGAGGGUUUAUGUUCCAAAGUCCAAAAGUGAGGAGUUCCAUGAAACCUAUAACCCUUGGUGUUGAUGCUGGGUUGCAAGAGAAGAUUCACCUCCGUAGUCAAGGUGGAUUGUUGUCUCUUCUCCGGGGCAUCUUCCAUUUCAUUAUGGGGUCUGAGUUGUGCACAGACAAUUCCUUCUUUGUGCUACAAAGUAUGGCACUGUUGGAGACUAAUAACUAAACACAAACAAUAUCUGAAAAAUAUGCACCACGAUAAAGGUUCAAAACAUAGAACACAAUAUGUAUAUUAGAGCAUCAUAUACAUAAUAAUGUUAACAAUAAUACAAACAAUAAUACAAACAAAUAACCAAAUUCUGUCAGCUGUAGUGGCACAGAGUCGUAACUUACAAAGAUUUAUAGACUGCAAUCAUACAGAUUUAAAUGCUACACAGAGCAGUUUUCAGUAUAAAACAUAUAUCAAACAUAUCAACAAGACUGCAACCAAAGUUUGUUAGCGGCACAGUGUGUGUACAUUCAGUCUCUCCAACUGCAUGUAAUAUGCUGUAAAAAUAAAUAUAUCAGUGUACAAAUCAAUUGGCUCAAACCUGGUUUGGAGUCAAAACAAAUCAAAGUCUCUGUAGUCUUGGAGCAGUUCUAUAGGACUCCUCAGGAUGUAAAUGCAGUCAAUUAGCCGUAGCUUCAGUUUGUUGACAAUAAACAGCUUAUGUAAACAGCUUACUUUGCUCACAGCCAGCUACUCUAAAAUAACAUCUAAUAUACAUAUACCCUAAUAUACAUAUUGUGUUCUAUGUUUUGAACAUUUAUCGUGGUGUAUAUUUUUCAGAUACUGUUGGAGACUAGCUCGGAGGGGAAGUAAAUGAGAGAAUUCCAGGAGAGCAAUAAAACAAGCCUUUUAUUGUUAUCACAGCUGAUGAUAAGGCAAACAUCCGUAGGCACCCACUUUAGUGGGUCCAUACCAUGCAAAUGGCUGUCACAACAUAUGCAUAGCAAACAAAGAAUAUAUACCUUUGGCUUAUCUAAAAUUGACCAAUAGCUGAGGGUCUUCCUCCCCUUCCACACCUACCUUUGGCUUAUCUAAAAUUAAACAGUGGCUGAGGGUCUUCCUCACCUUCCACACCUACCUUUGGUUUAUCUAAAAUUAACCAAUGGCUGAGGGUCUUCCCCACCUUCCACACCUACCUUUGGCUUAUCUAAAAUUAACCAAUGGCUGAGGGUCUUCCUCACCUUCCAAAACCUACCUUUGGCUUAUCUAAAAUUGACCAAUGACUGAGGGUCUUCCUCACCUUCGACACCUACUUGGCGUAAAUGAUACCUGUGACCUCACUUGUUUACUCUGAGCUUUCUUCUCUCCUUGGAACUUCCUGGAGAAAGGCACCAGCUCACAGGAAGGGAGGGGCAUAUGCAGGGGCAAAGCUACAUAGGCAAAAGUUUACUAUUUUCUGGCUUAAGGUCCCUUCAGCACCAACUCACAAGUGGAACUUGCAGAAGUUAUUCCACAUCAUUUGCCCUAGAUUGAGUCUUAAAACUUGGUCUGACGUUGAGAUUGAGUACCAUGCUUCUGGAAUGAGCAACCAUUACAGGUUGAUUGUUCCCCACACAACAGGAGAAGCCUAGAAAUGAAGAGGGAGAGGAGUUCAAAACAGGCCCUGGAAAAAAAAUCCCCAAAUCCGCAGCAUUAAUGUGAAUGAAUAAAGUUCCCUCCCCUCUUUCGCCUUCCUAACACUGUUCUUCCUAAGAGAAUAAUUUCUAAUCCAUUACUUGCUUGUUUUUGGGUUGCUGAUUGUCCGUCCGUUUGUGUGUUUGUGAGUGCAUAAUUGAAGAGCAGUGGCAUUGCGUGACAUUGUGUUGGCCGUGUUUAGAGCUCUGGGGAUCCCACCGAUUCUUGACAAAGAAGGAUAAAGGAUAAUUUCGUCCUGCAAUAAGAAUUUGGUGCAGAUUCUCCACCUCACCAUUGUAGGCCAUUGAUUCCAACCACAGAUGCCCAUGGGCAGCUUUCGAUGACAAAAGCAAAGGCAGCCGUGUGACGGUGGCAACGCUUGUGCGGAGAGGAGGGCUGCUGACCCUGAUUCUUUGCAAAGCUAGCAAAAGGUUUCCUUGUUUGCCCCCGUGGGUCUUACAUUCAGCGUUGUGCCACAGAGCCAGUGUGGCAAAUUGUCCAAAGCCGAUGCCUGUGCCUCCUUCGUAAGCUAAUAAAGCAAUGUGACUUCCCACUGUGCCCAAAA